Messenger RNA from Sitophilus oryzae (rice weevil), 936 nucleotides. RefSeq lists its product as uncharacterized. The record is from RefSeq and is a predicted model, not a curated record. Bases 1 to 528 code for a protein of 175 amino acids. The transcript is spliced from 4 exons. Lineage: Eukaryota; Metazoa; Arthropoda; Insecta; Coleoptera; Curculionidae.
AUGGAGAAAGAGCUGGGUGGAUAUAAAAAAAACACGAAAUUAAGACAAUCAAGACAUUCUGACCAAAAGAAAUAUAUGACUGGCACUGGAGGUAGUCCAUCAUCUUAUCUUCUACUUGAUGAUCUUCCCGGAUCGAAGAAAAGUGGCAUUAGUGGUAUUAGUGGUUUAUUGCCACUAAUUAGUGGCAUUAAAAAUAUUUUGGAGACAGAGGCCGUAUUUAAUUUUGAGAGUGAUGACAUCUUUGAAAAUACUGAUGAUGUAAACCUCGAUAUAAACCAUCAAUCAAACACUACAGAUUGUAUCUUGGAAGAAAAUAUCCCAGAGUUCAAGUCUAUUACCAGGAGUUAUGCGAGUGAAUAUUCUAACACGUCUACUUCUGUUAAAAGCAACAAUGGUCAUGAUUAUAGCCUUACAGAAAAUCCCAAGCCACAAUCACCUUCAAUGAAGUUUGGAGUUGACGCGGAAAAGACAAAAACUUCAAAGGUGAGUUUUAGCUGCCAAAAAAGGACUAAAAUUGGCAGGCUGUAGUAUACAUUAAGAAAUAUUGAUAGAUUAUUGAAAUUAACUGAAGAAAACAAUAAUUCUGAAAAAGAAUACAAACAAAGAAAACAGUUGCUGUUGGAAAAUUAUUCAUUACAGAAAAGUAGGUACUAUGAUCGAAAAGCUCUGGCACUUGAAACCAUUGCGAAUGCUCACAAUCAAAUUGCAAUAGACAUUCAAGUUAUUAAAAAUGCGAUAACACAAAAUCAAAAGCAAUAAAAAUAGUUUGUUAUUAAGACUGUUGUAGAAUUGUUUUGUUUUUUUGUUUGGUUUAUUCACAAGGAUCCAGCACUGUUUACCAUUACAAUUAGACAUAUUUUACCAUUACCCAAUUACCCAGUGCCGGGUCCUAAAGUUUAUUAUUUAGUUUUUAGUCUUAACUUUUUCAUGUUUAGA